AUGGCUCAAGCUAGUAAUGGCAAAAUUAACAAUGGAGAUCAGAGCACUCCUAUAGAGCUUUUGCUAUGGAACCAAUGUUUCAUCAAUUUGAUGAACAAAAAUGAACCCAAACUUGUUAGCAAUAAGAGCAUACGGAGUGAUAUGGGCUUACAAUAUAAUACACUAGUUGGGACUACUACAGAUGAUUUAGGGCUACCAAUGCACUCAUUAGCUAGCAACUUCAAUGUUGUAGCUGACAUGGGGCUGCCUCCUAUAGGUUUUAUACCCCAUGGUGCAAGUGAUGUGGGGCUUUGUCAUGGGAGUCUAGUCGAAGGUAGCAAUUUUGGCCCUGUUAGGAGUGAUAUAGGGUUAGGAUUGCACCUUUUAGGUGGACAUUAG
Molecule: messenger RNA, 378 nt
Organism: Theobroma umbraticum
Lineage: Eukaryota; Viridiplantae; Streptophyta; Magnoliopsida; Malvales; Malvaceae
Source: RefSeq, a predicted model, not a curated record